AUGAGAAAAGGGGCUUUACUGAAGCUGUGGGCGUUCCUGCUCCUCUGCGGCUUCAUGGUCUACGUUCACAACUACAAAAUGAUUAAAGUGAGGCCUGAAGAAGAGCUGACAAACCAAGGAGAGGUUCUGAGAGAAAUGGAUCUGGAGGUCGAAGAGGAAGAGCCAUAUGAUCUACAAGGAGAGAAAGUGCAGGCCACGGACAUGAGCGCUCUGGACAAGCAGCUCAACUUUACAGCUCGGCUGGACGUGCCCACGCGGACCCCCUGGAAGGCCCCCAUCAUGUGGGAGGGGAUUUUCCGUGGAGAGCUGUACGACCGAGCGCAUCUUGCGGCCAACUCCUCUGUGGCUCUGACCGUCUUCGCCAUCGGCAGUUACCUGGAGGCCUACCUGAAAGGUUUCAUGAUCUCUGCAGAAAAACACUUCAUGACCGGAAUCCCCUUGACUUAUUACAUAUUCACAGACACUCCAGAAGAAGUCCCUGAUUUCAAACUGGGUCCUGAACGCACCAUGAAAGUCAUGUAUGCACCACGCCACUCCCGCUGGCAGGACAUCUCCAUGAUGCGUAUGAAAACCAUCUCCAAAGUUAUAGACCUGCAAAUCAGCUACAAGCAUCCGUACGUCUUCUGUCUGGACGUGGACAGUAUUUUUGAAGCCAGAUUUGGAACCGAGGCGUUGGCAGAGUCCGUGGCAGUCUUACACCCGCAUUUCUUCAACCAGAGCAAAAGCAUAUUUUCUUACGACCGAAAUCCAAGAUCCAAAGCAUACAUGAAGACGGGAGACUACUACUACCACGCGGCACUGUUUGGAGGGAAGUGGCAAAAUGUCAAAGCUUUGGUCGAUUUUUGCUACGAUGGAAUCAUGGAAGACAAGAAGAACAACGUGGAGGCCUUAUGGCACGACGAGAGCCACUUGAACAAAUAUUUCUGGCUGAAUAAACCGUCAAAGGUGCUGUCUCCGGAGUAUUCCUGGGACAUGAUCACCAUCAAAGAGCGAGCGGAUGUCAAACUGCCUCGCAUGAUCUGGGCCAAGAAACGUUACGAUGUUCUACGAACCUAA
Knipowitschia caucasica is the source of this 1056-nucleotide messenger RNA. NCBI's taxonomy places the organism in Eukaryota, Metazoa, Chordata, Actinopteri, Gobiiformes, Gobiidae. The record is from the annotation of a GenBank genome assembly.